This is a messenger RNA of Vitrella brassicaformis, 4719 nucleotides long. The record is from the annotation of a GenBank genome assembly. Lineage: Eukaryota; Vitrellaceae.
CCUCUGUCCCCUCCCCCCCACCAUACCUCUCCCCCUGCAUCGAAGGUGCUAUCCAUGAGCGGAGUGCGGAGCGCCCUGACCAAGCAGCCCACAGUAGGCAUUUCUGCGCACCAUCACCCGAGAAUCUCAUGCAUACAUUCUCUUGUGCCGUUGCCGCCUCUCUUUAUUUGACGUAGGUUGGGUUUGCGGUGGGUCCCAAGAGGAAGAGAAAGCACUUCCGUGAGCACAUGAAUGCAUGCUGGGACAAGUAUGGCAAGGAGGCCGUCGACGCAACUUUCCACGACCUCGAGGCAGAUGGAGCCAUGGCGGAGGCGAUAUCGAACGAUGCCUUUCGCGACAAGGCAACCAAGGUGGCGAAGAAGGUGGCCACCAAGUAUGGGCUGGUCGAGAAAGACUUUUUGCAAGACUUCCUGGAGCUCCAUGCCCUGUCCGAAGAGCGCGCCGGCAUGGCUUCUGAGAGCAGCGACGAGCUGCUGUCCACGCUAUACGAGAGGUGCUACGACCCCUCAUUCGAGCAGUUCGACCUCAAUCUCUUCCUGUCGGUGGUGCAAGAGCUGGGAGACGGCAGGAACGGCCCGCGGACAACAGGCGACCUGCUGACGGUCAUGCAGAAGCUGAGGAUCGACGUCACGGGCGGCGGGGGCGGCAAGAGCCCCUCUCACUGCACAUGCCGCAUCACCUUUAUCCAAUUCGCCUCCCUCGUGCAGCACUUCGUCCAUGGCCUGCGGUUCAAGGCCGUCACACCUGCACAUGCCGGAGCAGCAACAGCAGCAGGGGGCGAGGUGGCGUUGGGGUCCUUUCCCAAGCUGGCCACUCCCAAGGAGGCGUCAGAGGCGUCAGGGAGCAGCCGGGGCAGCCCCGCACAGAAGGGCUCAUCAAGCGCCGAGGACCUGUGGGCCACAUUGCAGAGCGACCUGGCGGAGAUGAAUGAGAUGAAGGGAGAGCUGCCGGAGGGCUGCCUUGAAAGCCUCCAGCGGCUGGCCAAGAACUUCCGCACAUUUGUCCUCCGCUAUGCUCAGGUGAGACCCACUGCCAUGAAAAGCGAUGUCUGAUGGCCAAUGUAUGUCUCACGCCUACCUGUCCUGUGUGUCCAUCCAUGUGUCCAUCCAUCAGGAGCAGAAGACGCAGAUCUUUCACAACAGGGUGGUGAUGGCCCAUGCACUGGAGCGCAGCAAACAGGUCAGUGGAGAGAGAGAGUAGGACAACGUACAAGCCAUACAUCUGUCUGUCGUCCCCGUUGCUGGUUUGGUGCAAUGCAGACAGUCGAUGACCUUACGGCCCGUCUGGACAGCCGUGAGGGCCUGCUGGAGCGCAUUCUCAAGAGAGACCAUAAACUGACCCACGUACGUGACGUGACCCUUGGUGACUUACUGGUGUAGUGUGUGUAGAGGGUGUAUGUAUGUGCUGUGUCUGUAUCGUGUCUGUAUGUCAGGAGGUGCAAAGCCUUCAGAAGUCGUGUCGGGACCUCAAACGCACAUACGAGGGGCGGCUCAAUCAGCUCAAGUAAGUACACACCUAACUCCCGGUGUCAUGGAUGGAUCGACAGCUAUCUUCUGCUUUGUCUGCAUGGUGCCUCUGCCUUGGUGCGACUCACGAACACAGCAUAGAGUUGGAUGGCCUCCGUGAGCGCAACAAGCGUCUGGGUCAGGAGCUGGAGCAGAUGAUACUCAAGGAAACCACUGGCCCGCAAACAGACUUCGAACCUCUGGUACGCAAAUCCCUAUCCGCACCGCUGCUGCUCAUUGACUGACACCUAUGCGUCUGUCCGCCUUUAGGCGCCCCGAGCUCCCACAUCGAAAGAGAUGACCCAAUUGCAGGAGGUGAUAUAACACAGAAAGAUAUCAGUAGAUGGCACGUCUGUCUGUCCCAGAAGCUGCACCAUGCUGAAGAUGAGCUCGCGAAGGCCCGCAAGGAGAUCACCAGGUUCUCACAUCGUUGCAGGGCGCCUGACUGCAUGCACUCAUGUGUAUGGUAUGUGUGUCACUCACUGAUUGAUGUAGUCUGCAGAAGCACAUAGAGCAGGGGAGGGAGGGGGAUGUGCCCGGCGGGAUGGGCGGCACCAUGGCCCCCAAGACGCCCAGGGGAGGCCCCACAAGAGAGUCAGUGAGCACACCCACCAAGCAGAGCAAGAACGAGCUCUCGGAUCAGGUACCUCUUCUCGGCAAGCACGUGUGUGUCUCUGCCUUGCCUGCCUUCACACGCCGGCCUGUCUGUUUUGUUACGUUGUGUUGUGUCGUGUCGUGUCGUGUCGUGUGGUGUUUUGUGCGCAGGUUGACGUGAUGCUGAAGAAGAUGGAUGUGCUGAUGCAGGGGGACGAGCAGAGCAUCCAGAACCUCUUCAAGGGCAGCUACUUCCAGCCCUCACUCGCCACAGAACUCGACAGGGCCGUACACGUAACUAACGAACAACAGCAACGAAGAGACACCACACCAUAUUUCUCUGUGCCUUCCCUUGUGACACGAAGGAUUCAUCUGACGAGGAGGAGCUCGAGGGCAUCCCGGAAGGAGACGAGGAGGGCGGGGAGAUCGGGGAGAUCGGGGGACUCGCAAAGGAGCUGCAGGACGCGGCCGUUCGGCGGGACAGCGACGCCUCCUCGGCCUUUGCCGGCGCCCCCGCCACUCGCAUGGCGGCGGGGCUACUGCGGUCCGACAUGAGUGUGAGCCAGAUGCACCUCAAGAGCAGCACCAGCCUCCAUGCUGAUGGCUUCAACCUCGACGAGGUGGGGUGGGUGAAUGGCUGGCUAGUGCACAUGGCCUGGAAGCGGAGCACGUGUAUGUGUAUGUGUUGUCGUGUCCUGUGCGGUCCAUGCAGAUCAACGAGGAUUUGGAGCAGAUGAUACUGCAGCGUGUGAAUCUGGCCGAGAACAACCUGAUGGACUUCCAAGGCGCCUUCAUGAAGGAAAUCGAAGCCGCAAAAGAGGUGGGUGGAGGGGACACCGGUCCUGUAUAUAUGAGCGGCCAGCAGCCACCAUGUCUCUGUCUGUGUCUCAGGCGUCCACCCGCAUCCGUGACUUGGAGAGCUCGCUUGAGGAGCUCCGUGAGGAGAACGACCGGCUACAGAAGGAACGAGACGACUGGUACCUAACAAAUACACACCAUACCAUUGCCCCUUGCUUCUCACCUCACCGACCCACCCACGUAUUCACCAUAGGCGUGUCAAGGCGGAGCGGCGUGCGGCCACAAGUGCCGCCCAGGCCAACAGCAAGGCGGCCGGCGGAGGCGAUGUCGCCGCUGCCUAUUCCUACCCAGGCACUCUCGCGGAGCUCACGGCGGACCUGCCACCACUGGACGUCGCCCACGAGCCACCGGCAGCCAGCAUUCGGGCGAACAAGGGCCGUUCGACGUUUGUUGCUGAGGGCGUCAAGAGCGCCCAGCGGUAUGAAGCGAUGCAGCGGGGCUGCUACGUCAUGAAGAUCGGGCCUAACGUCAGGAGCCGCCUCAAAGCCAUCAGGGCCUUCACACGCAACAAGAGAUUCAUAUGGCUCAGGUAGGUAGGUCGGAGUGUCCUUGGGAAAAUGAGGAGGUAAUCAAUCGCUCGGCCGUCUGUCUGUCUGUCUGUCUGUCGAUGAGCAACCUUUCGUUCAGUGAGGAUUAUCGGUAUGUGUAUUGGUCGAACGAUCCGAAGGCCAAGGACUUCUACGCCAUCCGAGACGACAAAGAGGAGCCAGUCGACGACACAGGGGCGGGGGUGCUGCAGAGCCUGCAGAGAGCUUCCUCAAUCAUCACUGGCGGGGGGCCGAAGUUCAUCCCUCUAGAGGUCGCGGGGCAAGUGCACCCACUCACGGCCAUCUGGAUGGAUGGAUGGAUGGAUGGUAUCAGGCUGUGACGAGGUUCGAGUACGGCGAGAACAGCAGGGCGUUCCGUCUGCAGGAGUUCCGUUCUGACCGGGACUCGCCUCACCUAUGCUUCUCCGUCUACACUGUGGCACGAUCUCUGGACUUCGUCGCGUCUGCCGAGAAAGACAUCGAGACGUGAGUGAGGGGAGGGAGACAGACAAACGACGUGCAGACCGAGAGAGACACCAUCUGUUCAAUGUGUGUGUGUGUGUGUGUAUGUGGGUGUGUGUGGUUUAGGUGGGUGGUAGGCCUCAGCUCGCUGAUCCCCUACCAGCCCGGCCGCGAAUUCUAUACAAUCGAGUCAGUGUCGUUCGUUCCCAACAACACACACAAACAGAAUGAAUGCAUCACCCCUACGCCCGCGAUAUAUAUGUCUGCCUGUGUCUCUCUGUCUCUGUCGCCAGUGAGCUUCGCCUGAAGAAGUGUUUGCUGAAGAUGGAGUACACCAACGCCGGCGUGGCGGCAUGCUCCAUCAACCAGACAGACCCCCCAUCAGCAGCACAUCCUGCCCCCCCAACAGCCACAGCAGCAGCAGGAGGUCCAGCCAGGCCCCAGGUGCCGCCGAUGAAGCCACUGCCCAAGUCGGGAGGGAACGCACAGAAGAGUCAGGGGGGCGGAGAUAGCCCUGGCAGACAUGCCAAGGAGAGUCCGGGGCGGGGUGGGGCUAAGGAUAGCCCGGGGAGGGCCAAGAAGGAAAGCCCCAGGAGACACAAGUAAGCCUUGUCAUGGGCAAAUGAGUGCCGUGCGGCAGGCAGGUCUUUUUUGUGUGCGUGAGUGUGUUUCAUGUGAUUGAUGUGGCGGGUGGGUCACCACAGCCGCCUGUGUGUGUGUGUGUGCGUGUGGGUACGGCGGGCGUGGUGGAUGGAAGAGACAAGACAGACACC